ACGCGUGAACGUGACCCACUUCGGUGACAAGGCCCAAUGCUUCUUUCCCAUUGCGCCGCAGAACUACUACAUCGUGUUCGCUGAGGUGCGAGCCAGUCAGUUGGUUGCCAAGUAUGAUGACCUGUUCGGAGCGGCUGCUAACUGGUCACAGGAAAGCGAGGAAAGAGUUUGGAGUGGGGUUGGUUGGGAGCCAUGGUCUGACUGGUCUCCCUGCAGCGCCUCUUGUGGUGAGGGCACUCAGGAGCGGAGGAGAUUCUGUCGCCAGAAUGCUAGUUGCCAUGGAUACAACAAAGAGAGAAGACGUUGCAAUAUGUUUUCCUGUCAAGGUGCAGUCUACCCUCUGGAUGUUGAAGACCGCCGCUAUUUCCACCCCUCUUCUCGGGCACAAUGGGAGCGCGUGCCGGGAAGACCAACAGCAUGGAGGCUUCAUCCAUACUCAUACAUGUGGAUACCAUCUUCAGAACUGUUCCCUGCUGUGGGGCACAGCCACACCGGUAGUUUUCCGAGGGAGUUCAGCCUCCUUGUCACACUCAGGCUUCAUCCACAUGAACUUGCCCAAGGGACGGUUUUUAGCCUGCGUUCUCGACGCCAGCAAGACACCUACCUGUCCCUGGAGCUCGCUGGCCCCGACAGCGUGAAGCUCAUUCACGCAGGCCCAAACGGCACACAGACCGUGGACAUCCCAGCGGCCCUAGGGGACGGUGACUGGCACCAGCUGGCUGUAGGGCUCCAUGACGACAGCUCUGUGCGUAGCUACCUGGACUGCGGUUGGGUCAGCACUAACAUCCUGAGGAGGAACACGCUGGACACGCCAGAGGACGCCGAUAUUGUCAUCGGAUACUUGUUCAAGGGUGAUCUAGAGCAGCUGGUGAUUGUGCCCAAUCCGUCCGCUGUGGGCCAGCAGUGCUCCGCAACCCGCAUUCCACUGUUGGACCCGGCGCUGCUGCAGGCAACCCGCAGCGUGACGGCAGGCGGGCCGAGACAGCGCCGAGGACGUAGAAGCAAGGGACGAAAGGGAGUUGACUACCACCACAACGAGCCCGUUGCUCCUUGGAAACUCACGAACAAGUUUGACGAUGUGGAGGAUACGGCAGCCGCUAGCAGAAGGGACUCGGCAUCACAGCUCGAGAAGAAACCGGUGCAUGGCACAAGCACUUUGAAGCAGAAAGACUCUGACAACAGCAGCGACAGCAGCGAUGAAGAUGACUUCUAUGAGGGCAGCGGCUCUGAAGGAAACGCGGUGGGAGAGGGUCAAUAUGAGAUGGAGUGGUCGGACUGGGGUGAAUGUUCUGUGACGUGCGGCACCGGCUCUCAGUCCCGAUAUUCGCGCUGUGUGGACGACGGGAGUCGACUGGAACUGUGCGUGGAGGCUGGCGGGGAGCGUACAGAGACCAGAACCUGCAGUCGGGAGCCUUGUGCCACAAUCAGCACUACUACAGAGGUUUCGGGGAGCACAGAUACCACCCAAUUGCUCCCAGACAUAUUCUACCCGCCCCUCACAAACCACUCUCCCUCCGCCCCUGUCACCGAGAGGAAGCAGCCACAAGAACACAAGCACCGUAAGUUUCACCACAAGAGUGCUGCAGGCAACAACAGUGUGUUAAACGUGUCCGACUGGGGCCUCGGCAAGAUCCACGAGCAAGUGCUGAGCGGAACGCACAAACCGUGUUUCUGUCAGAACGGUGGGAUGUGCCACCUCAAGAGGAAGGCUUGUCACUGCCUGCCCGGAUAUUUCGGUCGUCGCUGCGAGCGUGUAUCGUGCAAACCCGGAUGCAUGAAUGGAGGGCACUGCCGGGAACCCGACAGAUGCGUCUGCCCCCCUGACUACACUGGGCCGCGCUGUCAGAACCCGGUGUGCGAACCGCCGUGUUUGAAUGGCGGUCUGUGUACACGUCCCGGGGUGUGCUCUUGUCCGUCUGGUUUCCUGCAGCCGCGCUGUUCACCUGUGUGUGAGCCACCGUGCCGUUAUGGGGGCCACUGUAUCAAGCCGCAUGCGUGCCAUUGUCCGCCUGGCACCAGUGGAUCCUACUGCCAGAACUUUUCAUGCCGGUUCACAUGUCUGAACGGCGGCACAUGUGUGGGACCUGAUCAGUGCGAAUGCCCUCGCAACGCAACUGGCACUACUUGCGCCGACCCAGUGUGCGAUCCGGCAUGUGAGAACGGGGCGACGUGCAGUUCCGGCAAUAGAUGUCUCUGUGAACCAGGCACCUCUGGAACCAGAUGCGAAAAGAGGAAAUGUGAAUACCGCCCUUACCAAGAGCCCUAUACAAGGGGAUUCCGGCGCCUUGUAAGCAGGCGCUAUGAGACCAAAUGCGACCCAUGGGGCUGGAAGACUUGUGUUCAUUACCAGCCAGAGUACCAGACAGUCUACAAGACAUUCUACCGCACUGUCUACAAGUGUGCGGACAGUCAUCACUAAAAGUGACUCGUUUCAGAAAAAUCCUUGUAAUAAGAGGACUGGAUAUAAUUUCUGCUCAAUGUAGAAGAGAAGGUGCAACCAGCUUCUGUCCAUACCCGAAUGGAAUUGUUAGACAGUGAAGACGACGUUUCUUCAAACAAUUUACAAUCGAUACCAAUCAUUGAUGAUUGCAGUGUUACCAACCACAAAUACUUGAACUACGUGUUCCACGGUGAUGUUCUGUUACACAGCAACGAAACUUAGGGUGAGGACUGAUGCUUCGAAGAUAGAGGAGACAAAGCAUAACUUGGUGGCCAUGGCUCUGUAGCACAGUGCUCCAUCUUACUCACUACGCGUGUUUUAGCUGGGAGAAUACUUAACAGAUUCUGGAUGAUAUAGCCGGUACAGCGUUGAGUGUAAUUUUGUAGAUUGGUACUUUAAUUCCCUUUCCUACAUAAUAUUCAUACAUACGGUGUUCGGAAUUAAUAUUGUCACAUUUUACCAACCAUCGUAUCGCAAAAUUUGACUUAUAUUGACAAGAAUUUGCUAAGUUUCAGCAGUACAAAUUUUGGCACUUAAUUGGAAAAAUGGAAUUAGUGACAAGUAACGUGUGAUUAAAAAAUUAAUUUAAUUCUUACGUUCCUCAUAGAUAUUUGUAAACACUUUGACGAAACUUAAUUAUUAUAAACCUAUAGUUGUACCUCAUUUGAUUCUUCCUAAUAUUCCUUGAGUUUCGCCGCACGGAAUUUUGAUUUCGACUUUCUUCCUGCUUCCGAAAUAUAUAUUUUGAAAUAUAAAUAUCAAAAUAUCUAGGUGCCAGCUUUUUGUUUUACUAGUUCUAAAGAUUUUUUCCGAAAUAAAUCACCGUUAUAGAGAAAAUACAUUGACUGACCUGCGCCCAGAGUGUAUAUGGACUGGACACAAUAUUGUGGUACAUACCAAAGACAGAAUUACUGGUUUUUCAUCAGCUAUGAUGGAAAUUGGGAAUUACUUUCUUAUGUAUGAUAAAUAAAUAAGUGUCUACAUUAAGAGCAGGUCCUGUCAGUUCCUCGAUCAUUACAUCUUGCGAAUUUUGUAUUCGUAGUGUCUCCACCUUUUCAGUCACCGGAGACGAAAAUUCUGUUACACAAACCGGAGCAGCAUGAAUAUUUCCUAUACAUUUAAUUGAUGGUUUUAUACAUAAUACUUAUUAUAUGCUUUAACAGGAAUUUUUAACAAAUUUCAAAGAAUUAUUUCAGAAGGACAAAUCAGAAAAUAUUUUAUACGUCCAAGAGCUCUUUACAGAUAUUAUCUGCCAACAGGCAUGAACUCGAGUCAUGUUAGUCUGAGUUUCUGAUGCAACUGUGACACUGUCUCUCUUAACUGACGCUGUGUGACGGUGUGUAUUGUUUGAGAAUAUCCGAGAUAAUCAAGUAAAUCCAAUCCAAUACGUCUAUACUACAUUCGUACAUUUAACCUCAUUUUAUAAGCGCGCAUGGGACACUCUAUUCACGCCAUUGCAUUGUUAUAAUAGAAUGAUGAAAGGACACAAUUUCUACACGAAAAUCACUCUGAGUUUGAAGAGAUUAGUUAAAUUAGGGAAGCUAAACGAGAGGUAUAUCAUGGAACCAAAAUUUUAUACCUUUUUAGACUAAAAGAUAUUAUCCCCACAUAAUGUAUUUGUUUAAAUUUAUAUUUCUAUUCCUUUCAAACAUUUUAAAUGUGUGUAUUAGUUCAACUGUGAAUGAGAAGUAUCUUUCCAUCCAAAAUGCACCCUACAAAUUAUUCUGCAGACAUUUGCAGAAGUUCACAUAACAAUAUGCCCUUGUUCCUAAGUGAAUAUUUGUUGAUGGUGCCCCACCUCCAAACUUAACCAGGAUAAUUCUUUCAUGCGAUAUUUGUCUAGUGUCAAGACUCAGCCCCAAUAUGCAACCAUGCAGCAAGUGCAUGACGCACUUCUUUAUACGCAACAGCUCGGGGUGAAUUGCUGGAUACACAUGACUCUGUCUCCUGACAUCUGUUGUCUAUGGGUCAGCAAAUGAAAGACACAAGUUUGUAUUCCAAGGAUUGUCUGCAAAACAGGGAGUUUGUUUUUGGAAUUCCAAGUGCCGACCCUUGAUGCACUAAUAAUAAUAUUACUAGUCCAGACGAUAGAAACGUUGGCCUAUGUCUUUUUGGGGUAGAUAUUGAAGGCAAUCCGACUUGCUACUCAAACACGAUCAUGAAAUUGGGCGUGAUACAUUGCUAAGUAGUGCAGAUAAUUGUGGGAGAUAGUAUCCGCUGUCUGAAGAGUGGCAAUAUUCCAUUUCGAGAACUGGCACUGUUAUCCCAUUCAGGUGAGUUCCUGUCAUUAGAGAGAGUCUUUCUUUUGUUUAUAUAUUCGAUACUGGUUCACAGUAACCAGGCAUACCUAUUUAAUAUUCAUAUAAUUUUGUUUGCAUUCCGACUCAUUCAAUUAACAUUCAAAAUAAAAAUAUGUACCGUAUAUA
Cryptotermes secundus is the source of this 4866-nucleotide messenger RNA. RefSeq lists its product as uncharacterized. NCBI's taxonomy places the organism in Eukaryota, Metazoa, Arthropoda, Insecta, Blattodea, Kalotermitidae. The transcript has 13 exons. Gene Ontology annotation, biological process: anatomical structure development. The annotation marks the transcript as partial. Gene Ontology annotation, molecular function: signaling receptor binding. The record is from RefSeq and is a predicted model, not a curated record. Gene Ontology annotation, cellular component: cell surface; extracellular region.